Messenger RNA from Misgurnus anguillicaudatus (oriental weatherfish), 2498 nucleotides. The record is from RefSeq and is a predicted model, not a curated record. Lineage: Eukaryota; Metazoa; Chordata; Actinopteri; Cypriniformes; Cobitidae.
CGCCAGAAGUUGGUUUCACAAUCGCCAUAAAAUAUUAGAAGAAGAAGAAGAAGAAGAAAGAAACUGAAGCUAAUACCAAAACAGUCACGUUGCUAUUUUCGGAAUCUAUGAAAACCUGACAUUUAUUUUCUUAAGUCGUUUUUCCUAUUCGCCUAGUACUUGAUUUAUAUCAAGCAUUUAUGUUAGUAGUGUUAGCAGAUUUGUGCUAAAAGACGCUGUCGGUCAGUAUGGGUGCGGUUAACCAACAAACCGAAAAGAUUUAGACGUAUAAGUUAACCAUGCUUAUAACUUGAUAGUUGUAAUUGAAGUGAACAACAGUAUGAAGGGCAUUGUCACAUUCAUUGUUUCAUCACUCGUGUGCGGUGUGAUUGGUGCUGAGAAAGAUGACGUGACAUCAGUGUCAGUGUAUGAGGGUGAAUCUGUUGCUCUACACACUGAUACUGAAAUACAGAAAGAUGACAAGAUAUAUUGGAGAUUUAGAGACAAAGACAAAACUAUUCUUCUAGUUCAGAUGAUUGAAUAUAAGGUCACAUAUUUAGGUUUUACUGAUGAGAGAUUUAAAGACAGACUGCAGAUAUCAGACACUUUAACUGGAGAUCUCACCAUCAAGAACAUGAGAAUCAAACACACUGGACUCUAUGAAGCAGAGAUCAACACUAACACUGGAACAUCAUACAAGACAUUUAAUGUUACUGUCACAGAAUCUGCUUCGGAACUUACUACAGGUGAAGUGAAGUCAUAUUCAGUGGUGGAGGGAGAAUCUGUUACUCUAGACACUAAUGGUACUAACAUACAGAGAGAUGCGUUUAUAGUGUGGAGGUUUGGAGAUAAAAGUGUUUUAAUAGCUAAAUGUGAUAAGGAGAACAAUGAGACCUCAUGUAGUAUUGUUGAGAGAUUCAGAGACAGACUGAUGCUGAACAAUCAGACUGGAGACCUCACCAUCACAAACUUCAUAAACUCAAACGCUGGAGUUUAUAAACUGAAGAUCAGCAGCAACAAACAGACCAUUGAGAAGACUUUCAGUGUUUCUGUUAGCGGGAAUACUUCAGGUGUUAUAGCAGGAUUAUGUGUUUUCUUCCUUCUGGUUAUUGCUGCUGUUAUUGCUGCCAGUAUGAUUUUGUAUCGCCGCAAGAUCUCCAAACUAAAAAAACAAAUAGAGAAGUCAGUGUCAGUGUUUGAGGAAGAGUCUGUUACUCUACAAACUGGUGUUACUAAACUACAGUCAGACGCUGUGAUUCAAUGGAUAUUUGGAAAUAAUGAGGUCUUAGCUGAAAUCAAUAGAAAGGACAACAUGUUCUCUACAUAUGAUGGAGCUGAUGAGAGAUUCAAAGACAGAUUGAAGCUGGAUGAUCAGACUGGAGAUCUCACCAUCACAAACAUCAUGAAAGAUCACUCAGGACACUAUAAAGUAAAGAUCACUGGUGGAAUAAUUCCAUGUUCUCAAUUCAGCACAAGCAAAGAAACGUCAUGCUGUCAAUUCAAUGUUGUCGUCUAUGUGAGGAAAGCUGAGGGAAGUUUUGUCACUUUACCCACUGGUAUAAAUAAUAUCCAGGCUGAUGAUGUCAUCGAGUGGAUGCAUGGAGAUAAAGAGGUCAUAGCUGAAGUCAAGAAAAAAGACAACAUGUUCUCUAAAUAUGGUGGUGCUGAUGAGAGAUUCAAAGACAGAUUGGAGCUGAAUCAUCAGACCGGAUCUCUCACCAUCAGUGAUCUUAACCCUAAACACUCUGGACAUUAUACACUGAAGAUCACCAGCAGUAGAGGAACAUCAAGCUCUCAGUUCUGUAUCGUCGUCAUUGAGAAGAUCAGACUGGUGGGAUUGGGACGUUCGGUCACUCUAGACACUGGUGUUACCAAAAUACAGAAAGAUGAUGAGAUACAAUGGAGAUUUGGACCUGAAGACACUGUUAUAGCGCAAAUCACUGGAGGAACCGAUAAACCUUCAUAUAACUUUACUGAUGGAAGAUUCACUGGCUUAAUGCAGAUGAACAAGCAGACCGGAUCUCUCACCAUCUCAAACAUCACUGUUAAACACUCCGGAGUUUAUAAACUACAGAUCUGCUGCGGUAAAAAGACUGACUACAAGAAAUACAACGUUUUCAUCUUAGUGCCAGCGAAAGAUGGAGAAUCUGUGACUUUAAAGACUGAAGGUAAAAUACAGAGAGGUGAUCAGGUGGAGUGGAGCUUAAAAGGUGAUCAAUUAAAAUUGAGCAAAACUGAUGAAAUCACUCUGGUAACUGGAGAGAAUGGAGACGACAGCAAGACUUCAUAUACAGAUGACUGGAUGCACAAAGACAGACUGAAGAUGAACGCUCAGACUGGAGAUCUCAACAUCACAGAUGUGAAGAAAUCAGACGCUGGAUUUUAUACACUACAGCUGACAAACACUGAUGGAAAAAUCUCCUACGUCAAAUUCAGUCUUUAUAUAUUCGCCAAGUCUGGUGGAAACAAUCCCACCCUGCAGAUCUCAGGUUAGAUUCUGUACACCUCUCAAUCUUUGA